AGGAGAAGCCACACAAUCUCUUUUUCGGCUCUCUCUCUCCCUCCCUCCGUUAUCUCUCUUUAGCCCCCUCGUCUUUUUCCUCCUCUUCUUGCUUUCUAUCUCUGCCAUAGCCAUAGCCACCAAAGAAUAAGAAGGACAAAGAAAAAAGCAUGUAUCUUUCCUGUUUCUUCUUCUAGGGUUUAUACUAAUUAAUGGGAGCUGGGUUCCUGUAGAUCUUGAUGAACUCCAGUUUGUCCUGAAGACAUGGCAAGGGAUUUCUAUUCCUCUGAGGAGAUCUGGUCAUCCAAUAACACACCAGCAAGCAAUAAUCAUCACAAUGAUCACCAACGUGAUCAUCAGGAUCAUGAGAUGGUUAAUCAGAUCCAGGGGUUCCAUGACACGACCAAUCAUCAUCAUCAGAUCUUCGGCUUGAACACAAACACGGGUUUGAUAGACUUCUCCAAGCAACAAAACCACCACCACCACCAUCAUCACCAGAAUGGCAUGGCAAGUGGGGUUGAGGAGGCAAGUGGAGGUGAGAAUCUGCUUCUAGAAGAUUCUUCACCACCCUCCAUGAGAAUCAGCAAUGGUAAUUUCCCAUGUGAAGUGAAUGAAGAGAGAGCACCACCACCAAUAGCAACAAGACCAAGCCAAGGCCUUUCCCUUUCUCUCUCCUCGUCCAACCCUACAAGCAUCAGCCUCCCAUCCUUCGAACUCAGACCACAAACCCAACAGCACGACCAUGUCCUCACCACAAGAGUUGUCGGUUCUUCGAGACAAGGGUAUUUCGGGAAACUCCACCAGAAUCUCCAACAUACCCAGAUGAUGAUGAUGACGAUGAUGAUGAACAACAAUAGCGACAUCAACACUGCUAACCAUCAUCGCCAUCACCACCAUCAACAGCAACAACAUGGACAUAAUCAGUUUCAGAUCGUGAGAUCAAAGUAUCUGGUUCCUGCUCAGGAGCUUCUUAAUGAGUUUUGCAGCCUCGGAACCAAACAAAGUGACGAAGAGACCGUGAUGAUGAAGCAGAAGAUUGAAAAGGGGAAACAACAGUGGGAAAGUAAUAAUAACAACGAUAAUGGUUCUGAUCAUCAUCAUCAUCAUCAUGAAUCUGCAAGUACUUCUUCAAGAAAACAUGUUCCCCCUCUUCACUCGCUCGAGUUCAUGGAACUGCAGAAGAGGAAAGCCAAGUUACUCUCCAUGCUUGAUGAGAUUGACCGGAGAUACCACCACUACCGCGAGCAGAUGAGAGCGGCGGCGGCUGCGUUUGAGGCAGCGGCCGGCGUCGUAGCGGCCGAAACGUACACUGCGUUAGCGGCCAAGGCCAUGUCGAGACAUUUCCGGUGCCUUAGAGACAGCGUGGUCGGACAGAUUCAGGCCACGAAGAAAGCGAUGGGGGAGAGAGAAGAUCCGGGGGCUCCGGGUACGACACGUGGUGAAACGCCGCGUUUGCGUUUGCUGGAUCAGGCGCUUCGGCAGCAGAAAGUGUACCGCCAAAUGAGUUUGGUUGACCCUCAUCCCUGGCGCCCGCAACGCGGUUUGCCUGAACGCGCGGUUUCAAUCCUGAGGGCUUGGCUUUUCGAACACUUUCUUCACCCAUAUCCAAGCGAUGUCGAUAAACACAUCUUAGCUCGCCAAACCGGCCUCUCGAGAAGUCAGGUAUCGAAUUGGUUCAUCAAUGCAAGAGUUAGGCUGUGGAAGCCAAUGAUUGAAGAAAUGUACUCAGAAGAAACACGAGGAGAACGAAACGAGAGCAUCAACCACCAAGAAAACAUUAUGGUCAACCCGGUUUUGACCGACCCUAAACCGGAACUUAACCCAAUUAUGAACCGGGCCGACCCGGGAUCUCUCUCUUCCAUUAUCACAAACCCUAGCUCCAAAACCCACCACCAAGGAACGACGCCGUUCGGGUCAUCGUUUGACUUCUCGUUGUACGGCCACCAGGCUGUGACGUAUGGCGGUGACAGCUCCGAUAUGGGCUUCGAGGAUAGAACACGUGGCGUGUCUUUGACCCUGGGCUUGCAGCGCCACAACGACGGUAACGGAGGUGUGAGUUUAGCCUUCUCUCCGGCGGCUCAGGGGGCCCCACUUUUCUUUAGGGACCACGUUGAGGAUUACCACCAGCAAGGGUCGGUCCAAUAUUCGACCACGCAUUUGGAUGGUGAUGAUGCCCAGAAUUUGCCCUACAGGAAUUUGAUGGGGGCUCAAUUGCUUCAUGACAUUGUUUGAUUAUCAGGUUGAUCGAUUUCAUUAUAUUAGACAAACCGAACCGGUUAUCGAUCGGUUCCAUUAGAUAACCAAAAUUUUAUUUA
This is a messenger RNA of Tarenaya hassleriana, 2294 nucleotides long. Its product is annotated as homeobox protein BEL1 homolog. The coding region runs from base 244 to 2211 and encodes 655 amino acids. The record is from RefSeq and is a predicted model, not a curated record. Gene Ontology annotation, biological process: regulation of transcription by RNA polymerase II. The transcript is spliced from 6 exons. Lineage: Eukaryota; Viridiplantae; Streptophyta; Magnoliopsida; Brassicales; Cleomaceae. Gene Ontology annotation, molecular function: RNA polymerase II cis-regulatory region sequence-specific DNA binding; DNA-binding transcription factor activity, RNA polymerase II-specific.